CCAGCCUGGCCACUGGAAGCAGAAGCUGAGGAUCGGCUGGGUCCAAACAGAUCAGGCCAUCCAACAAAGGAAACUGCAGUCAGAUACUCAAGGGCUUCGGGAAUAAGUCAGCGCAGUCUACGCACCUGCAAAGUCCCUCUGCUGUCACUGCCUGGAAAAUCUCUGGUCUGUUCCGACUCAUGGAAGAUCCAGUAGUCACCUUUAUUUGGCUGGUACCAACCAAGGCCCCUAAAACCAGAACUUCCUUCUAGACAAGACCCAAGCCAGCGGUUGCACCAAGAAGUCUCCACCGCUAAUCAGCAUGUGGUGCCCUAUCCACACGGUCGCCCUAUUCCUGUUGUUUGGACAGGUACCUGGUGGAGAAACCUUUCUCCAUGCUGUUUACAACCGCAGCUGCACCAGUCAAGAUUUUAUGGCUCUCCCUGCACCCUCUGGACCUCCACUCCCAAGAAGAGGGAUGAUAGGUUAUCUGAUCGUGGCAAUCCCUGCAAAUGCAUGUCAUCCUAUAGAAAGCCCAGCAACAUCCAGCAAUUCUUCCAGGAACGACGUCCUACUUAUCCGCAGGCCCAGCUGCACUUUUCGGGCCAAGGUUUUCCACGCUCAACAAGCUGGGUAUCGAGCUGCCAUCGUGUACAAUGUGAACUCACGAGCCCUUGCGGAUAUGGUGACUGACACUGAAGAGAUCAGGCAGCAGAUUGAGACACCAUCUGUCUUCACUGGAGGAACAACCUCCAAGCUCCUGACCAAGAUCUGCCACGCCGGCAAGGAAGCUCAUAUCAUCUUGGUCCCUGAAUAUCAUCACUUCACCUGGAUGGAUGCUCCCGGGAACGCCUGCCCACGUGCUUGCAGGUGUCAGAUACGGUUUCUGGGACACUGCUCCCAUAGCCAAAUACGGCCUCUCUGCAGGGCAGUUACCAUCCUGCUCACCAUAAUGACAGGCAUCUUGAUCAUUGUGAAAUACGUGAGGAGGUACCAGUAUUGGAGGACAAGGAGAAAGCAGCUAAAUGAGGAAGAGCGGAAGGACUUGUCCACUAACAGGUUUAACAGAGGAGUCAAAUACACAGAGUGUGCCAUCUGCCUGGAGCCAUACAAGAAAGGAGACCUACUGAAGAUCCUGUCCUGUUCCCAUGGCUAUCACAGCAAAUGCAUAGACCUGUGGCACUUCAUCCAAUCCAGGAAUAAGACAUGCCCAUUCUGUAUGCAAAGGGUGAUUUUGACAGCUGAGACCCCUGGCUUGGACACAGAGGGACACAGAGAGGAGGAGGAGAACCACAAUAAUGAGGAAGAGGGAUACAACAGAGAGUAACUGAUCUGCUCCUGGGAAGGUCAAACUCAUGUCCGACUAAUAUCACCAAAAUGAGGUGACCCUACCUUCUUGGCUUCCUUUAUUUCCCCACCCCGCCCCAGCACCUUCUCAACUCCAGCUCCAGUCAAAAUUUACUGGCAAGCCUUUAGCUCAGCAUGGGUUCAGAAACACACCCAGAAAUGGAGGAACAGGGAAGGAAGACUGAGACCAACUGAACACCAAACGCGCAUCCUUUGUUCUGCCUCUCUUGGACAGUAGAGCAAAUCCAGGUCUCCUGCAGGCAAGCAACGUCCAGACAAGAUCAACAAAAGUUAAACCCAACCCAGCCCAAUCUGGCUAUCAGAAUAUCAUAAGCAGCACUGGCAUGAGAUAUCAGUUGUCAAGCUCGAAGGCAAACCGUCUUGAAGUUAUCACCAGCUCCUCUGCUUCUCAAAGUACUUCCCUUUCCAGACUGAUUUUGCUGGGAAACUUUUAGCAUGAAUUUUAAUUGGGUAGAAUGAGCAUUCAGCUAUCAGCCUGUGAAAUGUAAAGUUUUGCUACAUUGGGGGAAAUUAAAAUAAGUCAGAGACCAGCUCAUUUUUUUGAGCAACUUUUACAAAUUG
Messenger RNA from Gavialis gangeticus (Gharial), 1908 nucleotides. Its product is annotated as E3 ubiquitin-protein ligase RNF13-like. Lineage: Eukaryota; Metazoa; Chordata; Crocodylia; Gavialidae. Gene Ontology annotation, cellular component: cytoplasm; nucleoplasm. The record is from RefSeq and is a predicted model, not a curated record. Gene Ontology annotation, molecular function: ubiquitin protein ligase activity. The coding region runs from base 302 to 1306 and encodes 334 amino acids. The transcript has a single exon. Gene Ontology annotation, biological process: protein ubiquitination; positive regulation of DNA-templated transcription; ubiquitin-dependent protein catabolic process.